GACAUGCGACGUGUUCGAGAUGACAUGCCGUGGCAGCUAUGGGUAGUGGCAGUUAUUGCGUUUUGGGAACGGGCGGCCUUCUGGGGUAUAACAGGUCCAUGGCGUCAUAGUAAUACAGAAAACUACAUGCAGCACCCUUCCCAUUACGAGGAAGGUCAGACACCUGGAGCUCUCGGUCUUGGUCAGUCAAUGGCCACCCGGAUGUACUGCGCCUUCUACAUUCUCUACUACACAACACCAACCCUACUCGCUAUUCUGGCCGACAGUUGGCUUGGCCACUUUACAACAUUGGUCAUCAGCGUCGUCAUUUACAGCCUUGGUUGUGUGGCACUGACCGUAAGCUCAAUACCUAGUCAACUGGACAAAGGCUGGGGACUGCCUGGUCUCAUCAUUGCAAUGGCACUUAUUGCAUUGGGAGGUGGCGGCUUCCGUGCCAUCAUGGUGCCCUUUAUCGCCGAUCAGUACACUGAGGAGAAGCCAACCAUCAAAACACUCAACUCAGGCGAAGAAGUCAUCACGGAUCGACAACUCACUCUACAGUACAUCUACAACUUGUACUUUUGGGUAGGCAACCUGGGUUCCUUGUCUUGGUUCGCGACUGUCUACCUCGAGUUGCACACUGGCUUUACCUCAGCAUACGCACUCUGUCUUGGUUUCAUGGUCAUUGCGGCCAUCAUGCUCGUUUUUGGACAGCGGUGGUACACCAAAACGCCACACGAAGGCGACGUACUCCCUGCAGCCACCAAAAUCAUCACUUGUGCCUGUCGCAAUGGCUUCAAGAUGGCCCACGCUCAACCCGAGUACCAGCUCAAACACCGCCAACGCGCUGUCUCGUGGAGUAGUCAGCUCGUCAACGAAGUUACCCGGGGUCUACAAGCUUGCCGUGUUCUUAUUGCUUUCGUUGUCUUCUAUGUUUGCUUUGACCAGAUGCAGAACAAUCUGAUUUCUCAGGCUGCUGAGAUGGAGACUCACGGCACUCCCAACGAUCUCGUACCGGCCAUGAACCAAGUUGGCUGCAUCGUUUUUGCGCCACUCAUCCAGGAAGUCCUCUAUCCGUUCCUCCACCGCCGGCGUAUUUACUUGCGACCUGUAACACGAAUCACCAUCGGCUUCUGCUUUGUCGCAUCAUCCAUGCUGUAUGCGACUGUCCUACAGCACUUCAUCUACUCUUCUUCUGACACCAAGGUCAAUGUCUGGAUCCAGGCCCCGCUUUACUUCCUCCUUGCCAUCGGCGAGGUAUUUGCCAUGGUCACCGCGAUGGAGUAUGCCUACGACCACUCGCCGAAAGACAUGAAGGUCAUCGUGCAAGCAGUAAGCCUCCUUAUCGCCGGUGUUGGCUCCGCUAUUGCGAUGGCACUAACUCCGGCGGCGCGCGACCCGUUGAUGGUUGGCUUCUACGGCUCAUUGACUGGUGCAAUGGUUUUGACAAUCAUCAUCUUCUACGCCGUCUUUCGACACUACGAUAGGCCCGCUGCAAAGGACGAAGAGGCUUCUGUUACCACCUCAGCGACUGCUGGAGCUGCAACAGGUCCUCUCAGUGCCGGUGCAGUCAGCGCGUCUGCAUCUCAAGUCAGCUUGCAACCGCAGCCCACUAUCGAGGUCGUUGCUGCGGAGAAGGACGUCGUCGCCGAAGCUACAGUGGCCGACGCAAAGAACGGACUUGACCUCGAUGUAAAGACUGUCAAGAGUCAGCUCAAUGCUCUCCUUUGAUCAUCUUUCCGACCUGUAUAUACACAUGCAUUGCAACGGCGUCUUACACGGGUGAGCUCACGCUCUGAAGUUACAGCAUAUUGUUUCCGCCUUGUCUGAUUUUAUAUAAAAGCUAUGGGCCAUUUCAUAAUCAUGUAUCAUAUCCCAAAAGUUCGUCUGCGCUAUUCACAUGUGGUAAGAGCC
Macroventuria anomochaeta is the source of this 1893-nucleotide messenger RNA. Its product is annotated as PTR2-domain-containing protein. The record is from RefSeq and is a predicted model, not a curated record. Gene Ontology annotation, cellular component: fungal-type vacuole; plasma membrane. NCBI's taxonomy places the organism in Eukaryota, Fungi, Ascomycota, Dothideomycetes, Pleosporales, Didymellaceae. The coding region runs from base 4 to 1710 and encodes 568 amino acids. The transcript has 2 exons. Gene Ontology annotation, biological process: transmembrane transport. Gene Ontology annotation, molecular function: tripeptide transmembrane transporter activity; dipeptide transmembrane transporter activity.